This is a messenger RNA of Oncorhynchus nerka (sockeye salmon), 5108 nucleotides long. It is a transcript of the gene tnni3k, whose product is annotated as TNNI3 interacting kinase. Gene Ontology annotation, biological process: proteolysis; RNA processing; protein phosphorylation. Gene Ontology annotation, molecular function: RNA binding; ATP binding; aspartic-type endopeptidase activity. Lineage: Eukaryota; Metazoa; Chordata; Actinopteri; Salmoniformes; Salmonidae. The coding region runs from base 119 to 2623 and encodes 834 amino acids. The record is from RefSeq and is a predicted model, not a curated record. The transcript has 25 exons.
CUCUUUAUCUGGUCCUGCUCUAUUGUGAGUGAGAUAGGGAUAGUGUUACUGCUUCACUCCUCUGCUCCACCAAACUAUACAACGUACACAGGAAAAAAAGAAAAAAAGAAGAGGUUCAAUGGGAAAUUAUAAAUCAAGACCAACUCAGACAUGUACAGAUGAGUGGAAGAAGAAGGUGAGCGAGUCAUACUCUGUGAUCAUCGAGAGGCUGGAGGAUGACCUACGCAUCAAAGACAGCGAGCUGACAGACCUCAAACAGGUCUUCAGCUCUGAUGAAGCUUUUCAGAAAGUGAACUUGAAUUACCGGACAGAGAGCGGACUGUCCCUGUUGCAUCUCUGCUGCAUGUGUGGCGGGAAUAAAGUCCACAUAAGGACUCUGAUGCUGAAAGGCCUACGUCCAUCCAGGCUUACCAGGAAUGGGUUAACUGCUCUACACCUGGCUGUCUAUAAGGACAAUGCGGAGCUGGUGACGGCAAUGCUCCACGGAGGGGCAGACAUCCAGCAGGUUGGGUACGGUGCCCUAACAGCCCUGCAUAUCGCCACCAUGGCUGGGCACCAUGAGGCAGUGGAUAUCCUUCUUCAGCAUGGAGCCUAUGUCAACGUCCAGGAUGCUGUGUUCUUUACUCCUCUGCAUAUUGCUGCUUACUAUGGCCAUGACCAGGUGGCUAAGCUGUUGUUGAAGUUUGGGGCGGAUGUAAAUGUGAGUGGGGAGGUGGGAGACAGACCGUUACACCUGGCAGCCGCCAAGGGCUUCCUCAGCGUCGUAAAACUGCUGCUGGCAGAGGGGAGCAAGACUGAAGUGAAUGCUCAGGACAAUGAGGACCACGUCCCGCUCCACUUCUGUGCCCGUUUCGGCCACCAUGAAGUGGUCCACUUCCUGUUGCAGGGCAACUUUGAGCUACAGCCUCACUCCGUCAACAUCUACGGAGACACCCCUCUCCACCUGGCCUGCUACAAUGGAAAGUUUGAGGUGGUGAAGGAGAUAGUGCAGCUGUCAGGCACAGAGAGUCUGUCCAAGGAGAACAUAUUUAGCGAGACUGCCUUUCACAGUGCCUGCACCUAUGGGAAGAGUCUGGAGAUGGUCAAGUUCCUGCUCGGUCAGAACGCCAUGAGCAUCAACCAUCAGGGCAGAGACGGACACACAGGUCUGCACAGUGCAUGUUUCCAUGGCCACAUACGUCUGGUCCAGUUCCUAUUGGACAGCGGGGCUGACAUGAACCUGGUGGCCUGUGACCCCAGCCGGUCCAGUGGGGAGAAGGAGGAGCAGACCUGCCUCAUGUGGGCCUAUGAGAAAGGUCAUGAUACCAUCGUCACUCUGCUCAAACACUACAAGCGUCCCCUGGAUGACUCCCCAUGUAACGAGUACUCUCAGCCUGGCGGAGAUGGGUCCUACGUGUCUGUGCCGUCCCCCCUGGGCAAGAUCAAAAGCAUGACCAAAGAAAAGGCAGAUGUUCUUCUCCUCCGGGCCAGCCUCCACUCAAGCUUCCAACUGCAGCUCUCUGACCUGGAGUUCAAUGAGAUCAUUGGUUCAGGCUCAUUUGGAAAGGUCUAUAGAGGCAAGUGUAAGAACAAGGUCGUUGCCAUCAAAAGGUAUCGGGCCAACACGUACUGCUCCAAGUCAGACGUGGACAUGUUCUGCAGGGAGGUGUCCAUCCUGUGUCGUCUCAACCACCCCUGUGUCAUCCAGUUUGUGGGGGCAUGUCUGGAUGACCCCAGCCAGUUCGCCAUAGCCACCCAAUAUGUCUCCGGGGGCUCCCUGUUCUCCCUGCUGCACGAGCAGAAGAGGAUCAUCGAUCUGCAGUCCAAGCUCAUCAUCGCCAUCGACGUGGCCAAGGGCAUGGAGUACCUGCACAACCUCACUCAGCCCAUCAUCCACAGGGACCUCAACAGUCACAACAUUCUACUCUAUGAGGACGGGCAUGCUGUGGUGGCUGAUUUUGGAGAAUCCAGAUUUCUGUUAUCUGAGGUUGUGGACAAUAUGACCAAGCAGCCAGGGAACCUGCGCUGGAUGGCCCCAGAGAUAUUCACCCAGUGUACACGCUAUACUGUCAAGGCCGACAUGUUCAGCUAUGCCCUGUGUCUGUGGGAGCUGCUCACUGGAGAGAUCCCCUUUGCCCACCUGAAACCUGCUGCAGCAGCUGCAGACAUGGCCUACCACCACAUCCGGCCUCCUAUUGGCUACUCCAUACCCAAACCCAUAUCUGCCAUGCUAAUGAGGGGCUGGAAUGUCUGUCCAGAGGAUAGACCUGAGUUCUCUGAGGUGCUGGCCACACUAGAGGAAUGCCUAUGCAAUGUGGAGUUGAUGUCCCCAGCCUCCAGUAACAGCAGUGGGUCCCUGUCCCCCUCUGGCUCGUCUGACUGCCUGGCGAGGGGCAGUCCUGGUCGAAGUCACGUGGCCGCCCUCCGUUCCCGCUUUGAACUGGAGUACGCCCUCAACGCCCGUGCCUACGCAGUCUGGACUCAGAGCGAGGGACGACGUGAUUCCCAAGGUCCGUCUCUGGAUGAACUGAGGAGGAAUAUGCAGUUUCCACCUAUUGACCGAAAUGGGUAUGUGUCAGACCCUAUGAGCACCAUGCGCUUCCACUCCAACUGCAGCAGCAACGGCAGCUUUGAAGACAACUAACAUAGAUGGGAAGUCUUCCAGCUCUACUAUGCUACUAUAUUGUAGUUCAUGAAGCCAUAACCUUAUUUCUAAGUUUAUCACAUAGACAUAUUGGUUGAUCUAGUCUUGAGUAUAAGCUAUAUAUAUAUCGUUAUGUGUAUUUCCUAAAGCUAUUUACUACUUUCUGUGUUUAUGGUGUUGAACUGUUUGAAUAGAUUUGUGUGGUUUUUAUAUCUGGUAAGUAUUUUUUGGAUACGAGGCAUUUUGGGGGUUUGGAAAAUGUUUUAUAGUAUACCACCUGUAUAGUCUAUUCUUAAAAACAUCUUCAAGCGUCAGAAUGCUUAGGAAAUUUGUGCUUUUUAUUUUCAGAGAAAUCAUUGAGUUUCAUUCUAUAGGAUUUUACAGUGAUAAACAAGAUGAAUCCUAACCAAACAAAACUAAAUACAGGAUUCAUAAUGAAUGGCAUAUGAAUAAAUAAAUUAUACAAGAAUAUUUAGAAGUAGAGGUAUUAGGCUGCGUUUACACAGAUAGCCCAAUUCUGAUAUUUUGGCCAAUUCUUGGCAAAAUAUCUGAUCUGAUUAAAGACCAAUUGGUGCAAAAAAUAUCAGGAUUGGGAUACCUGUGUAAACACAGAGCCUUAGAGGUGUUAGCAGCAACGUAUUUGUUUUGACACAAACUGUUUCCUACAUAGGACAUUUCACAAUUUCAACAAUUGUUAUUACUGCAUGUGUAGUUAUGUAGCCAUUGCUGUAUGUUCUAUGUGUGGCAUAUACUGUUUUCAAAUGCAUUGGGAGAUUAUAUUUCAAUGUCCAUUUCAAUUAUAUGCAUAUUCUAGAUUCUGGGUCGGAGAAAUAGGCAGUUUCAUUUGGGUACGUUUUUCAUCCAAACAUCAAAAUACUGCCCCCUACACUCAACAGGUAAAACAACAUGAUCAUUACACAGGUGCACCUUGUGCUGGGGACAAUAAAAGGCCACUCUAAAAUGUGCAGUUUUGUCACACAACACAAUGCCACAGAUGUCUCAAGUUUUGAGGGAGUGUUCAAUUGGCAGGCUGACUGCAGGUUUGUACACCAAAGCAGUUUCCAGAGAAUUUAAUGUUCAUUUCUCUACCAUAAGCCAAUGGCGUUUUUAGAGAAUUUGUCAGUACGUCAAACCAACCUCAAAACUGCAGACCACGUGUAUGGCGUCAUGUGGAUAAGCGGUUUGCUGAUUGUUUGCUGAACGUUGUGAACAGAGUGCCCCAUGGUGGCUGUGAGGUUACGGUAUGGGCAGGCAUAAGCUACGGUCAACGAACACAAUUGCAUUUUACAGAUGGCAAUUUGAAUGCACAGAUACCGUGACGAGAUCCUGAGGUCUUUUCUGAGGUCUUGGCUGAUUUCUUUAGAUUUUCCCAUGAUGUCAAGCAAAGAGGCACUGAGUUUGAAGGUAGGCCUUGAUAUACAUCCACAGUUACACCUCCAAUUGAAGCCAUGUGUAUGUAAACUUCUGACCCACUGGAAUUGUGAUACAGUGAAAUAAGUUAAAUAACCUGUCUAGGACUGGUUAAAUCAACAGAAAUCACAUAAAUAAAAUUCUCAAACAUACAAGUAUUUGGCACCAUUUUAAAGAUAAAAUUCUCGUUAACCUCUUGAACAUAUGGGGGCGCUGUGUCAUUAUUGGAUAAAAAGACGUGCCCGUUUUAAGCGCAAUAUUUUGUCACGAAAAGAUGCUUGACUAUGCAUGGAAUUGACAGCCUUUGGAAAGACAACUCUGACGUCUCCAAAACUGCAAAGAUAUUAUCUGUGAGUGCCCCAGAACUAAUGCAACAGGCGAAACCAAGAUGAAGUUUCAUACAGGAAAUGCCCCAGAUUCUGAAGGCGCUGUGUUCCAAUGUCUCCUUAUAUGGCUGUGAAUGCGCCAGGAAUGAGCCCGCGCUUUCUGUCUAUUCCCCGAGGUGUCUGCAGCAUUGUGACGUGUUUGUAGGCAUAUCAUUGGAAGAUUGACCAUAAGAGACUACAUUUACCUGGUGUCCCGCCCGGUGUCCUGUGUGCGUAAUCUGUAGGUCCAUGCGCGUUCCAUUUCUUCAGAACAGAAAGUAAAAUGCCACGAUGGAUUUUAUCGUCGAUAGAUAUGUGAAAAACACCUUGAGGAUUGAUUCUAAACAUCGGUUUGCCAUGUUUCUGUCGAUAUUAUGGAGUUAAUUUGGAAAAAAGUUCGCGUUUUAAUGACUUAUUAUUUAAUUUUUUUCCUUACCCAAACGUGAUUAACAAAACGGAGCGAUUAGUCGACACAAAUAAUAUUUUUUGUAAAAACGGAACAUUUGCUAUCUAAAAGAGUCUCCUCAUUGAAAACAUCUGAAGUUCUUCAAAGGUAAAUGAUUUUAUUUGAAUGCUUUUAUGGUUUUUGUGGAAAAUGUUGCAUGCUGAAUGCUAACGCUAAAUGGUACGUUAGCCAUCAAUACUGUUACACAAAUGCUUGUUUUGCAAUGGUUGAGAAGCAUAUUUUGAAAAUCUGAGAUGACAGUGUU